AUGGCUAUCUUCUCACCCAUUCUCAAUUGCUUCAUGCCGUUGUCAAACUCACAGGUCUCAGAUGAUGUAGGAGGGCCUAACGGUGGUGCAAAAGCUCCUUCUUCAAAGGAAUCCAAGAAAAGCAAAUCAAAAUCAUCUUCGUCUUCAUCGAGAGCUCCCAUUAUAGUUUCUUACUUCCCCCAUAAUUCCUAUCGCUCUCGCUUGUGA
Messenger RNA from Prunus armeniaca (apricot), 207 nucleotides. The record is from the annotation of a GenBank genome assembly. NCBI's taxonomy places the organism in Eukaryota, Viridiplantae, Streptophyta, Magnoliopsida, Rosales, Rosaceae.